This is a messenger RNA of Aptenodytes forsteri (emperor penguin), 2271 nucleotides long. Its product is annotated as zinc finger protein ZPR1-like. Gene Ontology annotation, molecular function: lipid binding; zinc ion binding. Lineage: Eukaryota; Metazoa; Chordata; Aves; Sphenisciformes; Spheniscidae. Gene Ontology annotation, cellular component: extracellular region; cytoplasm; nucleus. The record is from RefSeq and is a predicted model, not a curated record. Gene Ontology annotation, biological process: lipid transport; lipoprotein metabolic process.
AUGCCUCUGAAGGCUGCGCUUCUCCUCGCCCUCCUGGCCACCUUACCGGUGUCGCCGGCCGAGCUGGCAAGGAGCGGCUUCUUGGAGUACCUCAGCCAGCUGACGAGCGACAAGGACAGCCCGGAGCACGGCCAGAGCAGCAAGCUGGGCAGGGACAUCGCAAACCUGAAGGGGAGUAUUCAGGAUGGGGUCAGCUACAUGGGAAACUUCCUGGAGAAGCUGGCGCCCCUCAACAGAGGCCUCCAGCCCCGGCUCUACCACGACUCGGACAGCCUGCGGAAGCUCAUCAGGAAAGAGCUGGAGAGCCUGAGGGUGAAACUGUCCCCGUACGUGGACGAGGUCCACCACAAGGUCGGCAAGCAUCUGGAAGAUCUUCGCUACCGGCUGCAGCCCUUCACGGAGGAGCUCCUGGACCAGGUGUCCCUGAAAGCCCGGGAGCUCCGGCGGCACCUUAUGCCCAGCCGGGAGGCGACGGCUCAGCUCCUGGAGGGCGCGGACGAGGUCCAGAGGUUCAUGGCUCAGUACGCCGACAAGAUCGCGUUCCACACCGGCCAGGUGAAGGACAUUUUCCGCCCCUACGCGGACAGGCUGGUGACCGAGAUCCACCGCAACGUGGAGGAGCUGCACAGAAACGUCGUCCCUCACGCCCAGGCCAGCCCGGAGCAGCUCGACCGGCACAUCCAGGAGCUCUCCGCGAAGCUGACCCAGAACGCGAGGGACCUCCACCAGAAGAUCCAGGGGAACCUGGAGCAGCUCCAGGCGAAGCUGAGCCUCUACCCCGGCAGAGCGGCGGCCCCCACGGACGGCUACGCGGAGGAGCUGGCCCGGGAGGUGCAGCGGCGGGUGGAGGAGUUCCGGAGGGACACGUACCUCCAGAUCCAGGACUUCACCCGCGCCCUCGACCAGGAGACGGAGGAGAUGAGGCUGAAGCUCUCCUCCCGGCCCUCCCACCCGGGGGACCCGCAGGACGGCCCGCCCCCCGUGGAGGACCUGCACGCCCGCCUCGACGCCCUCUGGAGAGACCUGGCCCGCAGCCUGAGCUCCUCGCUGCCGCAGGGGGUGACGCGGCUCCUGCUCACCAGGAUCCCCUUCUUCAAAGAGAUCAUCGUCAGCUCCUUCGCCUGCGACAGCUGCUCCUGGUCCAACACGGAGAUCCAGUCCGCGGGCAGGAUCCAGGAGCAGGGCGUGCGCUACACCCUGGCUGUCACCUCCCGUCAGGACAUGAACAGGGAGGUGGUGAAGACCGACUGUGCCACGGCUCGAAUUCCGGAGCUGGACUUUGAGAUCCCCGCUUUCACCCAGAAGGGAGUCCUUACCACCAUUGAAGGGAUAAUUGACCGAGCUGUCGCAGGCCUGGAGCAGGACCAGCCCGUCCGCAGGGCGACAGACGAAGAGGUGGCAAGUAAAAUAGAUGAGUUCAUUGGUAAACUAAAGCAGCUGAAGGAAGUACGCUCCUCCUUCACCUUUAUCAUAGACGAUCCUUCAGGGAACAGCUUUGUGGAGAACCCUCACGCGCCGCGGAAGGAUGACGCUCUUGCGGUCACUCACUACAGGAGGACUCCCCAGCAGGCUGCCUUGCUGGGACUGGAGGGAGAGGAGUUGGAUGAGAAGCCAGCUGGUCCCGCGGAGGAUCUGAGGAAUGAGGUACUGCAGUUCAACACCAACUGCCCCGAGUGCAAUGCUCCAGCUAACACAAAUAUGAAGUUAGUGCAAAUCCCACACUUCAAGGAAGUGAUUAUCAUGGCCACAAACUGCGACUCCUGCGGGCACCGGACAAAUGAGGUGAAGUCCGGAGGAGCGAUCGAACCGCAAGGCACCAGGAUUACCCUUCGGAUUACGGACCCUUCCGACAUGACGAGGGAUAUCCUAAAGUCGGAGACGUGCAGCGUGGAGAUCCCAGAGCUGGAGUUCGAGCUGGGGAUGGGAGUGCUGGGGGGGAAGUUCACCACGCUGGAAGGGCUGCUGAAGGACAUCGGAGACCUGGUUGAGAGAAACCCCUUCACUCUGGGGGACAGCUCUAGGCCCAGCAAAACGGAAAAGCUGCGAGAGUUCGUCGGGAAACUGCAUGAGAUCGUAGAGGGAAAGACAAAGGCUCACUUCAUCAUGGAUGACCCUGCAGGCAACAGCUAUCUUCAGAACGUGUACGCCCCCGAAGAGGGCCCGGAGCUGAAAGUGGAGCGCUACGAGCGUACGUUUGAGCAGAACGAAGACCUGGGCCUGAACGACAUGAAGACGGAGGGCUACGAGCCGGAGGGAGCCUCGGGCCGGUAG